GUGCCUGGUUCCUUUGGAAACGGACAUGUUUUCGCGUCCCGGGGCGCUGAAAGCACGAUGUGAAUGGAAAUUGCAAGGAAUGGGAGGAGUGGACAGGGAGCGCUCCGCACUGCGACCCCGCCUCAACCGUUUGCCUUUAAGGAAUUAGGAUUCGGGGCUACUGUCGUCACGACUUCAGUCGAGAGGCGAAGCAGGAAGGGAUUGCACCGCUGCGUCAAACUUUAGUGUCUGUUCUGUGCCGAAGGGCCGGGUUCAAGCGCUUUACCCCACUUCGGCAGUCGGAGCCGACUUGGAAUGUUUGAGUAUUGCACCAUGAACGAAAGGGGCCGCUCCCAGAAGUUUACUUGAAAGGAAAUUGACGGAAUGAACAGGGAGGUUUGUCAUGUCUGAGGAAAUAAAUUCCCGUCGAAGUCUACAAUGAGAGCCGGUGAACACGGCAAUCGGAGCAGUGCGGUCGGGCAUGGCGCGUCUCCCUUCUGGGAUUGGAACUACUGGAUCAACUGCUUCACCCACGACCAAGUCUGCGUGUCCUUCGUGCUCUGGGCUUUAUCGCAGCUCUUUUGGGCAGUCGCCCACAUAAUGGUGAUUUAUUUCCACUGCAAACAGAGGCUCUGGAAGGAAGGAUCUUUGUUUUGUGUCAUCUAUGCUUUUCUGGGCAAUAUGUGUAACAUGUUUGGGGCACUUCUAGCAAAACAACUGAGUAUUCAGAUUUUUACAGCAGCUUAUAUGGCAGCAGUGGAUAUUCUCCAUUUCAUGUUAAUUCUGUUUCCUGUUUGUGAUUCAAGAUCAAAAUCAGUACUGUUGAGGCACAGGAAAAGAAGAAGAAGAAGAACUGCUGUACUCAUAGUUUGCUUGCCUUUUGUUAUGGGCACAAGUUACUACUUAUGGCCAUCUCCCAUUGCGCAAGUGGAUUUUCGUGGACCAAGGCGGAAGUUACUUACCACAUUACUUCAGGAUGGCACAGAAAUCAUUGGCUACGCACUGGGGGUGACUGCAAUUUUCAUUGGCUGGACAUCAAAGCUUCCUCUAGUUUUAAAGGCAACUAGGGGGAAGAUUAAUGACAGUCUCCAGAAAUGUGCUGUGAUCUUCUCAAUGGUGGCAAGUGUGCUAUAUGCUACUGCCAUUCUGUCUCAAGAGAAAACCCCGGCUUUAGUCAUAAGAGCUUUGCCUUGGCUGCUUAUCUAUCUUGGUGGUGCAGCUCUGGAUAUCUCUAUACUGUAUCUAUUAUGUUUGCUGAAAGAUAAAACUACUCGUCAACAGUGGGGUUUGGAGAUGGUGGUGGAAUCUGAUACAAUCUCUCUCUUAGAAACUUCUGAACAAGAUGUGGAAGAAGACGAGCUUCAAGCUAAUACACAGAGCACGGACUGGGUGCCGCUGAACAUACCUCAGAACAACAGAUAUUUACGUAAGAUGGCAGAAAUAGGUCACUAUAUGGAUUUGAGCAUUGAACCAGUACAAGAGAUUGGACUUGGUGUUAAAAGAUUACCUGGAGAUGGGCAGACAUGUACUGAGAGAAAAACAAAACUGGAUUCUCUGCUUGUCCAUGACCCUCCAAUGUAUCCUCCAAAACAAGUUAUUCAUGCAAAGGUGUCUUCAUGUAGUUCAUCAGAUGCUACUUCUAUAAAUUCUGAACUUGAGCAGAAGUACUUGGAGGCCCUAAAUUCAGAGCAGUGGGACUUUGAAGACAUGCCUCAACAAUGGAAAAUGACUGAAAAGAAACAUGAAAAUGGCUUAAGCCAUAAUGCAGGUAGUCCAGAAACCAUAAUGACUGAAGAGAGAACCUCAUCAAUUUUGGCACAAUAUGAAGAGGAAUUAAACAGGACUGGACAAAGAAGAACAAGAUCUUUAUCAUCAUAAUGUAAAUAUAUAGCCUUUAAUAUUUGAUAAAAUGUGUUUUUAAAUGUUUACAUUUUUUUUGAUUUAUUGUUGACUACUGACCAAUAUUAAUCUAGUCAUGUAUGUCUUUAAAGAAACUUUUGUAUUUCUUUUGUGUCUAAUUCUUGAAAGGGAAAUAAAGGUAUUCUGGAUAUUGAUGAAAGUCUUUUCAUUGACAAUGCUAUCAAGUGGUACGUACAUACCAAUAACCUACGCACAGAGGUCCAGUUUGGUCCAAACACAGAUCAACAAGCUGAGUUGUAGAGGUGAUGUGAGAGUGACUACUCUUGAUAUCUUGGUAGGAUUUGACUGACUGUGGCACUUUGUUAAAACUAAAUUCAAUAGGUGUCAAAGGGAAACCAUUCCAGUGGCUAGAGUCCUGCCUCAUAUAAAGGAAGCUGGUUGUUAGUUUGGAAGGUCAAUCAUCCCA
Pristis pectinata (smalltooth sawfish) is the source of this 2305-nucleotide messenger RNA. RefSeq names its product transmembrane protein 44 (gene tmem44). The transcript has 12 exons. The record is from RefSeq and is a predicted model, not a curated record. The coding region runs from base 418 to 1857 and encodes 479 amino acids. Lineage: Eukaryota; Metazoa; Chordata; Chondrichthyes; Rhinopristiformes; Pristidae.